UACAAAUGGAGGGAGCAAAGUGUUAUCAAUGAAUACACAAUAGGCAAAUGUUAACAAUCCAUUCAAUCUGGUGUUCAGCUUGUGCAUGUAAGUGCGUAUCCAACUGCUAAAAACAGGCUGUUAAUUGAUUAUGGGCACCUCUGCCAGUACCAGCAAGCAGACUGCACCAGCUAUCCAAGCACCAUGUGACAGGGAUGCCAAACUGUCUGGAUUUGACAAUCGUUCUGAAGAUAUUAACACUGCGGCGGGCUUGGCAAAAUCCAUCAUCACCAACAAAGUAGCACCUGUUGUAAUUACGUACAAUUUGAAGGAAGAAUUUCAAGUUCAUGAUGACUUUCAUAAGGCCCACUAUGUCAUUGGUUGUAUGAAUGAUAAUUUACCUGAGCACUAUCUAGUCCAGGGGAAAUAUUUCAUGGUCAAAGAUCUCAACAACAAAGUCGAUGCUCUUCUCACCAUGAGUAAUUAUGGGGCACCAAACUUUCGCCAGGCUUACCCUGGUUAUCCAGUGUACGGCAUGGGACAGCCAACAAUGAAAAGCUUCUGCAAAGUACUGCAAAGACUGAAGGAGGAAGGGCAUCAGGAAAUCAUUUGCUUCAACGUUCGUGAGGAACCAAUCAUUUUGUUUCACCAAGAUGAUGAUUUUAUUCCUUACACCCCACGUGAUCGCAACAAUCUGCAGGAAAAUCUCCACAACCUUACUCCAAGAAAUCAAGUGGAUGAACUGGAAUUAGUCAUUAAAAAGGAGCUGCUGGAUUUCGCCGCCUUGAGCAACAAAACUUACUUUCUAUACAAUGAUACCGAGCAAUUUGUCGCUGAGCCUGUCCUGAAGAAAAUUGAGAAUGAAGAUGACGUUCGCUUAUCAGAAGAGAUCUAUAGGUGCCACAUCUUUACGAUGCCAUUCUUCAGAUAUAAACGGUUACCUCUGCUGGUUGAUACUAAUCUAGAAGAAGCAGACUUUGAUGUCUUCAUCAGUACAGUCAGGGAAUGCCCAAGCAUCACCUUCAAAGAUUGCUGCAAGCCACCUCCUGCCCUCCUCUUUAACUGUCAAACUGGAGUGGGACGUUCCAAUCUUGGAAUGAUAAUAGGUGCACUGAUGACAGCUCAUAGAACAACAUUUCCUCCAUUGGAAAGAUGUGAAAAGAGAAGAGUUUCUGGUCAAGAAAGUCACCUUCAGAUUGUUGAAAGUUUCAGUGCUUCCUUUCCAAAUGGCAGAAAAAUUGUUAAAGAAGUGGACAGUAUUAUGAAUAUUUGUUCAGAAAUGUAUGAUUUGAAGGAAAUUAUUUACCUUUACAAAAGUAAAGCACAGAAGCUCACGGAGGACCAUCAGAGCCAGGAAAUCAGUUUACGAGAAAACCUGAUCAGCAAAACCUUCCAGAUAAUUCAGACAUAUUUCUACUUCAUUGCUUUCAACAGCUAUCUUCAUGAACAGUAUCCGUUAGCUUUCUCAGUCAUGUUCAGUACCUGGAUGCGGAGAAAACCCUUCUUGUACAGGCUACUGGCCGCUAUGUCCAGACUGGAGAUGAAGACUCCUGCCAAUCUCAUCAGCGGCCGGCAUUGUGUUCUAUUUGCAGAUGAGUCCUUGGAUCUUGAUGAAAUGAGUAGUCUGAGGCAAAUGAAGGUGGCAAACUACAGAAAAGUUUCAAAAAUGCCUGUAUGUGGAAUGGCACAACCAAAUCCAGAGGGGCUGGUGCAUGUUCUCUCCUACUUGACAGAUGAUUGCAGGAAAUUUACCCGAGUUUUAUGUUUGAACUUGCGAGAGGAAGCAGUGCUGGAAGGCGAUGGAAAAAUGUACUCGCUCAGAGAAGUCAACAAUCUCCAACAGGAGAUCAUCAUUCCUGUGACAACAGUGGAGCAACUGGAGGAAGUUGAGUCUGCCUCGAAAAUAGAUGUGUUGAGCUCGAAGAAUGCUAUAGAGACAUGGCGUGAAGAAACAAAGCAGCUGAAGCAGUUUGCAUCUUGUAACACCCUGCAGGAGGUUUAUACUCAGAUAACCAUGCAGUUUCCCCAGCUGUAUUACAAGCGCAUUCCAAUCACAGACUGCGCAGCUCCCAGAGAAGAGGAUUUUGAUGUCUUCCUUAGGGUUGUAAAAUCACAUUUAACUAUUGACCAAAACUGUGUCAUUAUACUAAACUGUCACAAUGGGAAAGAAAGAACUACUGUUGGCAUGGUCAUCUGCCUGCUUCUAACCUGGCACAUUAAUGGAUUUCCAGAACCUUUUGUGGAGGAUAUGGUAAGCAUUCCCGACGCCAAGUAUACAAAGGGUGAAUUUGAGGUUAUUCUUAACCUGGUCCGUCUUCUUCCAAAUGGUAGUGAGAUGAAGAAGGAAGUGGAUAGAGCUCUCGAUGCAGUGAGCGAUUCAAUGACUCCCAUGAUGCAUCACUUAAGAGAGCUUAUCAUCAACACAUACAAAAAGUCAAAAGGGGCAAAGGACAAAGAUAAUGCUUCAAGGUUACACUUGCGUAGUCUGCAGUACCUGGAGAGGUAUUUUUACCUUAUUCUUUUUGACACCUAUCUACACCUAGAGAAACCAGGAAAAUGGGAAAGAACCUUUAAGGAAUGGAUGGAUGAGGUGGCUGCUCCAGCAGGAGUCUUUGAAAUCCUGGACAAGUUGGGAUUUCCAGAGUUUGAGGAUCCAGAAUUGACCUCCAUGUGCAGGAUGUGUUACAGGUGGCAACAACAACGAGGUUACAAGGUUCCUUCCUUUGGGCAAAUGAUUGGAUAAUUUGGCCCAAGUAAAGUUAGCCUUUUUUUAAAUUUAAAGUCAUUCAAAUAUCUGAAUCUUUCCACUUUCAGUGUAUAAAAAAACUAUUGUGUUAAAUGCUAGUGGUAUAGCAAGAAUGAGUGCAGUUGUUAAUUCAGGUUAGUGAAGUGAGCAUUUUCAAAGGCUGUAGCUUUGCGGUUUCCUUUACAUUUGAGCCUAGAUGCACCCACCCCAUGACUCUUAGCUUACUUUCUUAAUCCAGCCCUGUUGCAGUCGGGGGGUUGCUCAUAGUUAGUCUGGUACUUAGUUGUAUGAGAAUCUGGGGAUCUGUGUCCUUGCAGUUCAGGAGUCAGUCUUGAAGGUGAAGUGUAAGCAGUCUGGCGCUCACAGGUAACUCAACUAAGGUUCUGUUGAGAUAUCUGUCAGUGAGUUGUGCAGUGGUCAGCUGGGGCUGGCCUGCCAAGUCAAUCUGAGAGAGGGAAGUGGUAGGUGAGGGAGACACUUCAGUCCUCAGGGCUUAUCAGGGGGUAAUCCACAGACUCCUAGAGAUUACUAGGGAUGGACUUCGUUGUACUCGGACACUGAGGAAAAGGUGACUAUCAUGUUCGGAAAUUACAAGUAGUAGAGACAGAACUCAUAGAAAAUAGGACGGAACUGGAAAUUCUGGAAGGGGCGGGGAGGAAUAGUUUCAAUAGGCCAUGAUAACUCUGAUGCGGGGGAGGGUGUAUGGCAAACAAAGGCUUAGGAAUUUCCAACAGCGUGAGCUCUUCAGGUGAAAUGGAGACAUUAUUAGUCAUGCAAAUGACCUCAAUGGAAAUAGGAGAAGGUGAAAUUUCAUACAGCUGCAAGGACAGCAACACCAAGAACAGCAGAAAGCAUGGAGGGUAUUUGUAGGUCACAUAGGGAGCCUGCAAGUCAUUCACACUGAGACAAGCCUUGCCAUGUCAGAUCAAAUGUCAUCAAUGUAAUAACUGCAUAAAAUGGUGGGCACCACAUACAAAAUGGCCAGAGGCAGUUACUCUUUUUCCUUUAGGGCUGGAGUAGGAUUCUUUGAAUUGGAAGAACUUGUUAGGGCAGUUGUAGUAAUUAUCCUUCACUGAUUCUAUUAAUGCCACCGUCUGGCUCCAGUGUUCACUUCAUCGAUAGAUCAUUAAUUGACUGUGAAUAUGCAUUAAAAUUUAUUGCUUCAGCAAUCAUGACCAUUGAAUUUUCUUCACUACUCACCUCCUUGUCAUGCUAACUAUACAGCUGUAAUGAGAACCAAGCAGAAUCUCAAGUUCUGAUUUCAUAACCAUAGCAAGCAUUGGAAGAUAUUGCAGCUGUCUGUUCACAGACUGGAUGAGAAAUGUACAAGGAUGUGGUUUGUGAUGUUUGAGGGUAUUUAGGGCAGAUGGGGCUGUAAUAGUAGCUUACUAGCAGAAUUCUACUCCUGCAAUAUAGCAUGAAAACUUUAUUUGGUGCAUCAUAUAAUUGGGUAAAGUGACGUGCAUCAGAGCUCCUCAUGGACAUCCUUGCGAAGAUACUGUGCCAUGUUGUGAACAUGAGGCUUCUUUGUGAUAGAUGUGCAGGCUUAGAGUAGUCCCUUCUGUGUCUUCUCCUACAUUCCCCACAGAUUAUUUGCUCAUGGAUCCCACAUGAAGACUGCUGUUGUUGGAGUCAUUCUGCUCUUUGGUGCAAUUCUGGAUGUAGAAGGAGAGAACAAUUAUAACUUUAUCAGCAAGCCCAGCUAGAGCAGUAACUGCAACCCCCAAUCCCCUCACCCCAGCAGCUGCCAUCCAGCCUCCAAAGAAAUUAAGAGCAGCUGAAAAUAUCUUAUGGGGAGAGAGAGGGAGAGACAGAGACAGUAAGAGUGAGAGAGAUGAGUACCUGCACCUUCAGGCAUCACUGUGGUAACCUCAAGGAGUGAGUAGGAAGCACAAAGGGCCUGUUAGGGUUAGUUAUUUGGAGGAUUAGAUGGGUGAAUGCUAUUGAGUGGACACAAUGCAUGCAAUAAUGAAAGAUGUAUUCCAUCAGCCUUAGUUUGUAGUGUUAGAGUGAGUAUGGCUCUGUGAGUGUGAGGUAGCACAGAGAACAUGGUCACACAUACCCUUGUAGAACACAAAAGAUCAUUGAACAUCUUCCUGAGAUAGCAAGAACUGAGGAUGCUGGAGUCAGAGACAACCCAGUGUGGAGCUGGAGGAGCACAGCAGGCCAGACAGUAUCAGAAGAGCAGGAAAGUUGACAUUUCUG
This is a messenger RNA of Stegostoma tigrinum, 4930 nucleotides long. RefSeq names its product paladin-like. The coding region runs from base 131 to 2722 and encodes 863 amino acids. Lineage: Eukaryota; Metazoa; Chordata; Chondrichthyes; Orectolobiformes; Stegostomatidae. The transcript has 20 exons. The record is from RefSeq and is a predicted model, not a curated record.